Enterobius vermicularis (human pinworm) is the source of this 258-nucleotide messenger RNA. Lineage: Eukaryota; Metazoa; Nematoda; Chromadorea; Rhabditida; Oxyuridae. The record is from the annotation of a GenBank genome assembly.
AUGGUUUUGCAUUUGUUGAAAAGAAAAAAAAAGAUAGGAAAAAUUGGGAGAAAGUGGUUGAGGGUUGCUGUUGCUGCUGCUGGUGCUGCUGAUGAUGAUGAUGAUGGUGAUGAUGACGAUGAUGAUGAUGACUAUGGUGAUGAUGAUGGAAGAUGGGUGGUGGUAAGAAGAAUGAACUGGGAAAAUGGGCAAAAGAGAAAAGGAACUAACGAUUGGGAGUUAGGUCUGAUGAUGCAUCCACACAUUUUUGAAUGGUAA